GAGGGGAGCCAGCGGCGUCGGAGCCCAGGGUGUCGCGGGCCACCGGGCAGCCACUGGGGCACACGCUGUGCGCAGACCCCUCAAACUGCAAGUUGGGAGCUAGGGAGAGAGACGCUGGGCAUCAAGACGGGCCGCAAGCUGCAAGGUCGCUGCUCCACUACCUCGGACCUGCCACCUCAGCCCCACCUCUGCUGGUCUCUCCCCGCGGCUCAGGCCGCUUUAUUGCCUUCGGCUCAGGAUGAAGCCCGCAGGCGGCGGCCCCAUGGCAAACCCAGAGUCCAAGUGCGCCGACGUGUCCCUCGGCUUGCCGCUGCCCUGGGCCUAUCCGGCCGACGUGCGGCUCUGCGGCCACCUGCGGAAGCAGAAGUCCCAGCGCCGCCGCUUCUUCGCCCUGCGCACCGACCCGCCGCGCCUCGAGUGUUAUGAAAGCGAGAAGCAGUUCCGCGGCGGCCGAGCGCGGCCCCAGCGCACCGUGAGCCUGGUGGGCGCGUGCACCAUCAGCAAGCGCGCGGACGCGCGCCAGCGCCACCUGAUCGUCCUGUACACGCGCGACAGCAGCCUGGGCGUGGCGGCGGCCAGCGAAGCGGAGCAGCAGGCGUGGUACAGCGCCCUGCUCAAGGUGCGCGCCGCCGCCGGUCCCAGCUCCCACGAGGACCCCGGGACCUGGAUCCUCUCACCGUUCCAGGACGUCUGGCCCGUGACGCUGCGGCCCAAGGGUCUGGGGCGGACCCGAGGCCUGGGCAGCGGCGGCUACCGCUUGUGCCUGGGUUCGGGGGCCCUGAGCCUGCUGCGGAAGCCCUGGGGCAGGGGCUCCCGGGAUGCCCGGGCAUUACCGCCGCCCGCCCUGCGCCUGCCCCUGCUCAGCGUGCGCCGCUGCGGCCACGCAGACUCUUUCUUCUUCCUGGAGCUCGGUCGCUCGGCGCCCACGGGUCCCGGGGAGCUGUGGCUGCAGGCGCCCGACGGUGUGGUGGCCCAAAACAUUCACGAGACCGUCCUGACCGCCAUGAAGCGACUCGGGAGCGGUGGGGGCGGUGGCAGGGCUGAACCACUGCCCAGGGAUUCCCCAACGAGCACCUCCAGGCUCUCUGUCCCCCAAACUUAUGAGACUCCGGCCUCCGCGACCCAAUCGAGCAGCCUGAGCCGUCGGGGGUGCCUGGGUGAGAGGAUCAAGCAAGCAACCCUUAGGACCCCGGCGAGGCUAGGGGCGGCAGCCUUGUACUCUAAGGGGCUGGAUCCGGGCGGGGGCUACAUAACCAUGGGAGCCAGGAGUGACUACGAGCCCAUGGGGGGCGGCGAAGCGGGCGGCUACACGGUGAUGGCGUCCCCAGGGCUUUGUCUGGCCACAGCCAGCGCCGCUCCGGCUCCCGGGCAGCCUCUCCAGGACUGGGGGGACACUGAAUACGUGCCCAUGAACCGCUUUCCGCCAGGGUCCUUUUCCUUGAGCUCCCUGCUCCGUUCCUACAAGUCCGGGACUGGGAAGCCUGGGCCUGGGCUCCAGGGCGCCCAUCGCGGCACUGGGGGCAGCUGGGGACUGGCGGGGGCUCAACCCUGUUCCCUGCCGCCGUCCGAGCUGGCCGGGAAGUACGUAUACAUCGAAUAUGCGGCCCCAGACUGCGUAGGAAUGGCCACUAACGGGCCAGAGCCUCCCGACGGCCACCUCAACUACGUCGACUUGGACCUGGUACCUCCUCUGGAGGCACACGGCGACAUCCUCGGGGUCCGCAAGCUCCUCCCCCAUAGCUACGCGCGCAUCGAGUUCUAGAACCUCCAGGAGGCGCCGGUGAGGAAACACGGGCAGCUGCGGAUGCACCGGGACGAGGGAGGGAAAGCAGGGCAGAGGUGGGAAUGCCGCCCCCCACCCCCAAGGGGGAGGGCCCCAAGGCCCAGAUGUCCCAUCGAACAUGUGACCUGCAGAGGCGAUGAGCUCCCCCUUCAGGCCGCUGCUCGCUCUGUCUCUCGAGCUGUGGCGCCUAAGGAAACUUGAAGUUUAUCAAGAAGUUGACUAUGUUUAGGGGAGAAAAUUCUAGAACCUCCCCCCUCCCCCCACCAAAAUAACCCCCCCAAACUAUAAAUUUCUGGGUUCUGUCAGCUGAAGGCCUGAUCCUCUCUAUUUCCCUGCAGAGUUCGUGCAUGCAGCCAGCCAGAUUUGGUGGUGCCACUUUGCCACCAAUGACAUUUGUGUGGACCUGCCCCUCCCACACACACCUGCAGUGCCUUCCUUGUGUCUCCUCUGAACCAAGAAACUACCCACACCCAGCCCCAGAGCUGAACUCCUGGGGCCCCAGCACAAGAAGGAUGGGAGCACCAGGGAUCUUAACCACUCAUGCCCCCAAAAGUGAUGUGUCUCCCCACCCCAAGUUGCCUCUCUUAGAACCAGCCACCUGCUCACACAAUCCUGCCUUCUCCAAGCCUGGCCAAGUUUGAUGGCUCCUUACUUUCUCCAUGUUCAGCCCCUCACUGUACUGUGGACCACCCACCCAGCCACCCACCCACUCAUUAAAGGUGCUCUGCUUGGUGAGGCUGGAAA
Molecule: messenger RNA, 2527 nt
Organism: Lemur catta (Ring-tailed lemur)
Lineage: Eukaryota; Metazoa; Chordata; Mammalia; Primates; Lemuridae
Product: insulin receptor substrate 1-like
Exons: 2
Coding region: 239-1762 (507 amino acids)
Biological process (GO): insulin receptor signaling pathway
Cellular component (GO): plasma membrane; cytosol
Molecular function (GO): insulin receptor binding; phosphatidylinositol 3-kinase binding
Source: RefSeq, a predicted model, not a curated record